AUGGCCUACUGGCAUGACCGCCCUGCGACCGGCGCCCGCUCCCCUCGUCCUCCACGAUUCAGACAGAUAGCCCUGCUGUACCUGGUGCUGACGGCCUUCGCGAGUGUCACCUCCGCCCUCCAGAGCGUGCCCGGGUCGCCUUGCGAAUCGGUCUGCUCGGACGCAGGCACCCUCGAGAACGAUGUCGUCUGCCUCGAUGCGAAUUACCAAUCUCUGUCGUCCGGUCGAGGAUUCCAGAAAUGCGUGGCAUGUCAACUGAACAGCACGGCGGUGGACACAGUCAACAAUAACACGGAUGUAGAAUAUGGCCUGCUGGCCCUACGGUAUACAUUGGCGGGAUGCAUGUUUGCCAUCCCGGAGGACCAUAUCUCGAUCAGCAGUCCCUGUCAAGUCAGCUGUGCGCCGCUCAACAACUCGGUCGGCUACCAAGUAACGAACGACAGCUCCCGGACCGAACCGGGCGGUGAAUUCUGCACGGCCGCCCAAUUCGACGACACGACCAUCAAUAAGUGCGCUCAGUGUUAUAGUUUCAUCCCGCAGCAGUUGUUCCUGGCAAAUUUCCUCCAAGCCCUACACAUCGCCUGCCGCGACCCUCCUGAGCCGGGCAGACCCUUCUUCCCCGACGCCCAGGCCAUCUUCAACGAAACGCUCAUCGCCGGCCCGGCACCGCCGUCGAGCGGCACAAAUGACAACGGCGGCCUCCGGGGCUACAAGCUCGCCUUGGCGAUCGCGCUCCCCAUCGUCGGCGGCAUCCUCCUCAUCGGCGGCCUCUGCUGGGGUUGUUUCGCUUUCACACGCAAGCGACGGUACAAGAUGGCGCAGAGCGGGCGGAUGAGCCGCGUGCACGACGCCCACGCCGACGGCAACAGCCUGUACCAGUCGCCCAUGUCGGCCAAGGCCGAGGCCUGGAAGAAGGAGAGCAUUCCCUGGGGCGUGGUGGAGCCGGCACGCGAAAUGCACGCCAUCUCACCGACGCUGCUGCACGCAGGGAAGCAUAGUCCGGGAGCCGCCCAGGGGAGAUGGUCGCACCAGACGGGCGGGACGGGGGCCAACUCGGAGCAGAACACGCCCUUGAGGAGUAGUUUCCAGAGAGACGACGUUGGCCCUGGUCCCGCCCAGGUCAAGGACCCCAAUCUUCAUGAACAGUAUUUCGGCGUAAGCGGGGACUCUGAAGAUGAGAGAGCGGAGCACGGACAUGGCGUGCCGUUUCCCGGCACCAGCGGUGUCGGGGUUGCGAUUGGGGGUGAGGAAGGGUAUUAUCCUCACACAGAGGGUCAGUAUGCGUACGCACAAGAAUAUCGUCCUGAGUAUGGACAAGGGCAUGGCCACGGACAGCACCGGCUGCAUGACGACGAGAGGGGCCAAUUUAUCUGA
Molecule: messenger RNA, 1374 nt
Organism: Cladophialophora carrionii CBS 160.54
Lineage: Eukaryota; Fungi; Ascomycota; Eurotiomycetes; Chaetothyriales; Herpotrichiellaceae
Exons: 3
Coding region: 1-1374 (457 amino acids)
Source: RefSeq, a predicted model, not a curated record